GCUGAAGCUUAAGACCGUGUGCACACUCCCCUCCGGCUGUGUGCGUCUAUCGGGGGAGCCAAUCCGUGGCAGCAUUCUGACUAAGUGAGUCGCUUUAAGACUAUCAGUGCCAUGGCACCGUCACAUCCUCUGACCACUGGAUCCUCCACUGUUUCUUAUUAGUGACCGUGCGCCACUAGGGGAAUAAUUUUACGCGCGAGCACUUACAGGCAAAAACCGACCUCUGUCCUCCUGUUGCGCCAUGGAGAACUCCAGCCUGUUGGGUGGCGACGCACAGAAUGCUGGCUUGAUAGACUUUCUUAUGUCGGACACUUUGGAUCAAGUUGUGGAUUUUCCACAGGACACUGCCAUGGCUGGAUUAGUGGCCGGUAGUGCCAUCUUCCUUGAAGGCAGCACCUUCAGGACUGCCGCUGGAGCGGAGUUUAUGGCCGCUCCGCCGACGGAAUCCCCUCACCUGAUGCCUGCCUUUUGGGAUUCCCCGCUCAGUCACGGAAUCAAUGUGUUUGUGGGACUUGUUCUUUGCUUCACUAUGCUGGGGCUGGGCUGCACGGUGGAGAUCAGCCAGCUUGGGCAGCACAUCCGCCGACCCAUUGGGGUGCUGCUGGCACUGGUGUGUCAGUUUGUUAUCAUGCCCUUGGUGGCCUUUCUUUUGGCUUUAGCCUUCUCUCUGGAUGAUGUGGCGGCGAUGGCUGUUCUACUCUGUGGCUGCUGCCCCGGAGGAAACUUAUCAAAUAUCAUGUGUCUGCUGGUGCACGGAGAGAUGAAUCUAAGCAUCAUCAUGACCAUAUCUUCCACUCUGCUGGCGCUCGUGCUGAUGCCACUGUGUCUGUGGAUCUACAGCCGGGCCUGGAUCAACACACCUGUGGUCAACCUCAUGCCCUUCGGGGCCAUCAUCCUGACCCUGUGCAGCACUCUCAUCCCCAUUGGUUUGGGAGUUAUGCUGAGGUACCGAUACACGCGUGUGGCCGACAUUGUUUUAAAGGUAUCCCUGUGGUCUCUGCUAGUCACCCUUGUGAUGCUGUUCAUCCUGACUGGAGCGAUGCUGGGGCCGGAGCUCCUGUCCACCAUCCCGCCCUCGGUCUACGUGGUGGCCGUCCUGAUGCCUCUGUGUGGCUACGCUGCAGGCUACGGCCUGGCCAUGCUCUUUGAACUGCCACCCAACAGCUGCAGGUCAGUCUCUCUGGAAACGGGAUGCCAGAACGUGCAGCUGUGCACUGCCAUCCUGAAGCUGGCCUUCCCCCCUCAGCUGAUGGGAGGGAUGUAUAUGUUCCCUCUGCUGUACGCCCUGUUCCAAGCAGCCGAGGCUGGCAUUUUCAUCCUGGCCUACAGGAUGUACAGGAAGAAGGUCUUGCACAAACCAGACCCCACUGGGGACAGCGAGGACACGGAUAUAACUUAUCAAAGGUUUCAGGAUGAAGAAUACAUUGACUCUUCUUAUGGUGCCGUAACAGUGAGUGACCCAAACACCAUCAUGUUGGACCCCUGUCCUCCUGAUCCAACUCCUGUUUAAUGUGCAAAUUUUAAAUAUUACUUCCCUACAAGUGGAUUCCUCAUUUUGAUUGCUAUCAUUCAUAAAGAAAAACUUGGAAAACAGGAUGACUAUGCAGGAAAAUCCAGAAUGUUUAUCACUGACCUGAUAAAAAGGUGCUUUGUGACAUAAGCUUCAUUCAUUGUUUGACAUCCAUGUCUAAUAUGGGAU
Sander lucioperca (pikeperch) is the source of this 1699-nucleotide messenger RNA. It is a transcript of the gene slc10a4, whose product is annotated as solute carrier family 10 member 4. The coding region runs from base 242 to 1510 and encodes 422 amino acids. The transcript is spliced from 3 exons. Gene Ontology annotation, biological process: bile acid and bile salt transport. Gene Ontology annotation, cellular component: membrane. The record is from RefSeq and is a predicted model, not a curated record. Gene Ontology annotation, molecular function: bile acid:sodium symporter activity. Lineage: Eukaryota; Metazoa; Chordata; Actinopteri; Perciformes; Percidae.